Messenger RNA from Entamoeba dispar SAW760, 1590 nucleotides. RefSeq lists its product as uncharacterized. Lineage: Eukaryota; Evosea; Mastigamoebida; Endamoebidae. Gene Ontology annotation, molecular function: guanyl-nucleotide exchange factor activity. Bases 1 to 1590 code for a protein of 529 amino acids. The transcript has a single exon. Gene Ontology annotation, biological process: small GTPase-mediated signal transduction. The record is from RefSeq and is a predicted model, not a curated record.
AUGAUACGAAGACUUUCAAGAACAUUUUCCACCACAGGAAUUUAUUAUAUUCAAGGAAAUAGUCUUGAUGAAAUAUAUUAUAAAGCAAUAAAAAUGAAUGAUAAUACAAAUAGUUCUGAAAUUAAUAUAUAUACAUUCACUGAACAAAUGAAAAAUAAAAAUAUUGUUAUAUUUGAUAAAAUGCCAUUAAUACGAUACAACAAAAUUGAACAGGUAAAAUGGGCUGUACAUAAAUUAGAUAUAAAAAAAAGAACAAUUUUUAAAGAAUUAGUGAGGUAUAUCAAUAACUUUAAAUUACCAGAAUCUAUAUUUGAUGAUAUUUUAGUCUCUAAACCUGAUAGUAACAGUAGAGGGUUAUUAAGGUGUGUAUUAAAAAAUUUUGAAUUAUUUGAAAAUGAAGGAAAGUUUUAUCCUCACUUUAAUGAUUCAGGAAUGAUUAUUGCUAUUCCUCCUUUAAUUGCUUUUCAAUGUUUAUUUAGUAAAUCAUUAGUUAGUCAUGAACUUACUCUAUCAAUCUUAUUUACUAUCAGAGAAGUUAUUUCUGAUAAAGAUUUAAUAACAAUAUUAAAUAGUGAAUUAGAAAAUAAUGUCAAUGAAAAUAUCCCUUUUAUCAAAGACAGUAUAUAUCAAAUUGCUAAUUAUUGGCUUGAAAUAUAUUCAAAAGUAAUGGAAAGUGAUGACCUUCAAAAUCUUAGGAACUUCUGUAAGUGUUCUUCUUCUCAUUAUAGUUUAUUUAGCACAGAAUUUAAAAAAAAAAUUGAUAAAGAAAAGGCUCAUGAGUCAUCAACUAAUACCUCAUUAAAAAGUCCUGUAAGACGAUCUAAAACUUCUAAAAAAAAAAUAUCUCGUUCUGAGUCUGUUUCAGAUAUGACAAGUACUAAUGAAUCACAAGUUGAUAUUGACAUAAAAAAAGAUACAAAGACUACUGUUGAUGGUAAACCAAAAUUAACUGAAAGGUUAUCAUUUACUAGUCUUAGUACUGUUGAUCAACAAUCAGAACCAUUCAUUGCAUCAAGUAAAAGUCCAAUACAAUCUCCAAAUCCAGAUUUAGAAUUAAUAGGUACUGAAGUAGGACCAGAUGGCAUAUUUAAGUAUAAUGAAACUGAAACUAAAACUGAUGUAACAACUGAAACAUUUUCUUUAACAGAAAGUCAGAAACAACCGAAGGUAAGAACUGAUUUUUAUAGAUUUAUAGAUAUUAAAACAUCAAAAAUUGCAGAACAAUUUUUUGUUUAUGACUUAAAAUUAAUCAAAGAAUUGACGAUUGGAGAAAUUAUUCUUCAGACAGAAUCAUUUAAAACUUACUUAUCAAGGAUAAGUGCAAUUGAUGCAAUGGUAAAUUCUUUCAUUGAUAAAGAGAAAAGCCCAAGUGUUUUCUCAUAUUUUAUCAGUGUUGCCAAAAGUUGUUUAACAAUUGGUGAAUAUAAUAUUUCUUAUAUUAUUUCGUGCACUUUAAAAAAUAAAAGCACUACUUACAAACAAGCUUUUGAAGCAGUUAAAGGUUCAUAUAUUUCAGACUUUAAAUAUCUUGAAGAAACGUUUCCACUUCUUAAUCUUCUUCAUCUUAUCUUACUAGUUUUGAAAAUGUAA